CAACAACAACAACAACAACAACAACAACAACAACAACAACAACAACAACAACAACAACAACAACAACAACAACAACAACAACAACAUAUACCACCUCAGCAUACAGGGUAUCAGCCGCUAGGUUACAGCUCACCAGCGCACUUGGGAAUCCCGCCAGCCAGAUACGAGCAAACUUAUUAUCCCCCUCUUACAUAUGCGGCAUCUCAUGGGCAGAGUGCAGUUCAAGCGAAUGUGACAAUCCACUUACAUCCACAUCGUGCAUCCCACAAUACUCAAGAGAACUCUUCUAAAACAUCAGCAAACCUUUCAAAAAGGCCCAUGUCACGUACUUCAGAGUCGGGCUAUGACGUCUCAAAGACUAUUGUGGACGGGUCAACUCCCAUGAGAUCCAGGCAAGCUCAGCCUUCUGCAAUGGAUGCAGCCUCACACCCAAUCAAUUCUACCAGCACCAUAGCACCGCGAGGACCCCCAAGGAAGCCAAAGCAAUCUGGUAAUGCUUUAUGGGUUGGCAAUCUACCCCCUGGGACAGACAUUAAUGAACUGAAAGACUACUUCGCACGGGAUGCCACUAAAGAUGUCGAAAGUGUCUUUCUCAUAUCGAAAAGCAACUGUGCCUUUGUUAAUUAUAAGACGGAGGUGGCGUGCCUUGCAGCACUAUCAAGAUUCCACGACACCAGGUUCCAUGGAGCACGUCUCGUCUGUCGACUGCGUCGGGAUUCGAUGUCUCCUGCUCCGCAGCCCGAUUCAUCAUGCUGUUCAUCUCAAGCUGAUAACGGUGCUGUCGCUAUACACAACGAGCAGGUUGGAAAUAUGUUGGUGGAAAAGAUAGCUGAUAGCAAAUAUUCAAGGCCUCGGAUGCCAAACAGAUAUUUCAUUGUCAAAAGCCUAUCUAUGGAUGACCUCGAGCUAAGUAGACAAAGUGGGAUCUGGGCAACGCAGGCGCAUAACGAGGGCACCUUGAACCAGGCCUAUCAGACUGCUGAUAAUGUCUACCUUGUCUUUUCGGCCAACAAGUCUGGCGAGUAUUAUGGGUACGCUCGGAUGGUGUCACCAAUCCAAGAGGACGACGGCUUGAAUAUGGAGAUGCUGCCUCGCCCUAACCACAUCCAGGCCGAGCCCGAGGACUUGGAUUUGACACCAACUCUAGCGACGUCCACCGCCCCAAAUGGACGGAUCAUCAAUGAUAUUGUGCGGGGAACAGUGUUCUGGGAAGCAGACUCAUCAGAAGAUGAAGGCGGAAACAAGAUUGAUAAGAGCGUUGCAGACGUAGCCGAGGAGGUAUCAGAGUCGGGGUUCCAAUCUAUAGGGAAGCCGUUCCGGAUCCAAUGGCUUUCGACAGAACGAGUCCCUUUCUACCGCACACGAGGUUUGCGGAACCCUUGGAACGCAAACCGAGAAAUCAAAAUCGCCCGAGAUGGCACAGAGAUUGAGCCGGCUGUAGGGGAGAGGCUUGUGCAGCUAUUCCACACACCUUACCCCGGGUGAGGCGAAGAGGAAGAAAGAGAAGCAGAGGCGUGUAGAUUGAUGCCCAGGAUCUCACAGUUUAACUCUAGAGUCUUCUCUAUAAACGAAUCAAUACGUGUGUAUGGUUUUCUUUUUGCUAUAUAUUAUUUAUUUGCUUUUACCUUUCCCCUCUUUAGAUGAAGGUAGAAGAAUAAUAGGGGGAAAAAAGGUGUGGUACAUGGCUAAUAAGAGCUAUCCGUAUCCUUCGUUUGUGCUGUUUGGGGUAGCAGGCAAGGGUAUGCCAAAAAGACACCUAUGUUAUACUUUAUAUAUACUUUAAGUAUUGUUUUGUCUUGUAGUGCGGUAUGGAGAGGAGCUAUAUGGAACCCCUCCUUUAGGAGUGAGGUCACCGAUAGAGAGGUAAAAGGGAAUAAAUCAAUUGUCACGAUAAACUUUGUUUGCCAAGUUUUUAUGGACAUACAUGAGAAGCAUGGGGAAGAGGGGCUGCUGUG
Aspergillus pseudonomiae is the source of this 1955-nucleotide messenger RNA. Its product is annotated as putative YT521-B-like splicing factor. Gene Ontology annotation, biological process: mRNA splicing, via spliceosome; regulation of alternative mRNA splicing, via spliceosome. NCBI's taxonomy places the organism in Eukaryota, Fungi, Ascomycota, Eurotiomycetes, Eurotiales, Aspergillaceae. The coding region runs from base 319 to 1485 and encodes 388 amino acids. Gene Ontology annotation, molecular function: N6-methyladenosine-containing RNA reader activity; mRNA binding. The transcript has 3 exons. The record is from RefSeq and is a predicted model, not a curated record. Gene Ontology annotation, cellular component: nucleoplasm.